Sesamum indicum (sesame) is the source of this 2825-nucleotide messenger RNA. Its product is annotated as putative late blight resistance protein homolog R1B-16. Gene Ontology annotation, biological process: defense response to other organism. Gene Ontology annotation, molecular function: ADP binding. The record is from RefSeq and is a predicted model, not a curated record. NCBI's taxonomy places the organism in Eukaryota, Viridiplantae, Streptophyta, Magnoliopsida, Lamiales, Pedaliaceae.
AAGUGGACAGCUGCAGAAAUCGUCUGUGUUUUUCUUGAUUGGGAAUCAACACCAUUUGCAACACAUUAAAAGGAAACACUCCACUACCAUCUACGACAUGCCCUGCUGAAAUCGUUCGUUUGAGGUUUUGGAGAAGAUAAGUUAUGGCUUAUGCUGCUGUUGCUUCACUUGCCCAAACACUAGAACGCAUAAAUCAUCAUCAUCAUCAAUAUUGUUGUGUUCCUCUUAUUUGUGAGGAGCAACUCUUUGAAUCUCUCCUAGAAAAGUUGAGCUUCUUGCAAGCUUUUCUGGAGGAUAAUGCGCAGAUCGGUGGAGAAACAGUUGAAGGAUUGGAAGGAAGAAUCAGGGACUUGGCGUAUCGAGCAGAAGAUAUUAUUGAAUCCCAUGUUUCAGAUCAGAUUAGCUCAGAACAGGAGAGGUACGUGGAUCUUGAGCUCCAAAAUUCUGAGAAGAAAGAGGUCGACUUGCAGAUGGUGAUGGAAGAAACCGAUUCGAUUAUUGAACAAGUGAUGAGCAUCCAAAACAGCUGCACAGUUGAAGAUGUGCAGUGCAGUUACGCUUCAGCUCUUCCUUCCUCAGGAGGAGCACCAAAUGAUGGGAACAAGAUGGUGGGAUUUGAUGAGGACCUCUUGGAGUUAAAAGCUCGGCUCUGUGGAGAAUCGUCUACACUCCAGAUUAUUUCAAUUGUUGGGAUGGGCGGUAUUGGUAAGACUACUCUAGCUACAAAUAUUUUUAACGAUUCACUUGUUGUGUAUCAUUUUCAUAUUCGUGUGUGGACAACUGUAUCUCAAGAUUAUCAUCUACGCCAAGUUCUUCUUGCCCUUGUUGCUUCUUUGACUGAUCAGAAAACUACGGAUUUAAGUAACAUGAUGGAUGAAGAACUAGCCGAGUGUGUCUACAAAACUUUAAAGGGUAGGACUUAUCUCAUUGUAAUGGAUGAUAUGUGGAGUACAAAAACUUGGGAUGAUGUGAGGAGAUUUUUUCCGGAUGACAACAAUGGAAGUCGGGUCUUGAUAACCACCAGGCUACCUGAUGUGGUUGUGUAUGCAUCUUCGAGCCCACUUCAUCAGAUGCGCUUCUUAGAUGAGGAGUGGAGCUGGAAUCUACUUCGUGACAAGGUGUUUGAACAACAAAGUUGCCCACCCGAUUUAGAGAGAAUCGGCAGAACUAUUGCUCAAAGCUGUGGCGGACUUCCCCUUGCAAUUGCUGUGGUUGCUGGAAUUCUCGCAAAGGUGGACAGGACCCAAUAUCAUUGGGAGAAGAUUGUAGAAAAUAUAAGCGAAGCUGUGGCCUCAAAUGAUGAACACUUCUCAAAGAUAUUGACUUUGAGCUAUGAUCGUCUACCGUGUCAUCUCAAAGCAUGUUUCCUCUACAUGGGAGGUUUCCCGGAGGAUUACAGAAUUCCAGUCUUCAAGCUCACCAAGUUAUGGAUAGCUGAGGGAUUUCUAAAACCGAGUAGGCCUAAAAGCUUAGAAGAAUUAGCAGAGGAAUAUUUGGAAGAUCUUGUUAAAAGAAAUCUUGUUCUGAACGUUAAAAAGAGAUCCAAUGGCAAAAUUAGAUUCUGUGGAUUACAUGAUCUCUUGAGGGACUUAUGCAUGCAAAAAGCUCGAAAGGAGGAAUUUCUUCAUGUCGCCAACAAUUCUGGAAAAGGCAUACAAAACCAGCGUCGCUUGAGUAUUCGUUUUGAAAUUUCUAAAGAAAUUGUGGAUAAAUGUGCAUCUGUCUCGCCUAUCCGUUCUAUUUUGUAUUUCCACUGGUACAUUGCAUCAUUAUCCUUUCUACGAGGCUAUAGACUACUAAGGGUACUUGAUCUAUUGGAAGCAUCCUUAGAUUCUUUACGUCCUGAAAUAACCCAACUGUUUCAUCUAAGAUUUCUUGCUCUCGGCCUAGACUGCCCAAAACUCAGUAACAGACUCAAGGUCCCUCCAUCAAUAUCAAAACUUCAUAAUCUUCAGACCUUAAUGAUCCGUGCAGAUGCCAUAUUACUUCUACCAAUUGAGAUAUGGGAAAUGCCACAGUUAAGGCAUCUUAUCUUUUUCCAAGAAAGAGGUUUACCUAGUCCUUUGGAUGCUGCACCAAGUGGUGGGCAUGUUCUAGAAAAUCUGCAAACUCUCCGUGUGGACAACUUCAGAUUCACAAGCACUGCCAUUGAAACGAUGCCCAACUUAAAGAAGUUGAAGGUUUACUAUUAUCAUUUGUUCGUAGCAGUGUGGACGGAGUAUUGCCUCAGCAAUCUGGUCCAUCUGUACCAACUUGAGACUCUGAAUCUCUUGUUUAUCAAUUCUUUGAUUUACAAAGAAAAUCCUUUGCCUGCAAGCUUUGCUCUGCCACCCAAUCUUUAGAAGUUAACUCUGAGUGGAUGCACCAUUCCAUGGUGACAUAUGACGGUUAUUGGUUCGUUGCCUAAUCUUGAAGUACUCAAAUUAAGGGACAAUGCGUUUACAGGGAGAGAGUGGGAAUGCAGCAGUAGUGAAGAGGGAUUCCCAAGGCUGAAAUUCUUGCUAUUGGAGGGUUUGCAUCUCAGACGUUGGCGAGUAGUAGAAAGCAGUUCAUUUUUCCCAUGCCUUGAGCGCCUCACCAUCGGACGUUGCUGGACACUAGAGGAAAUCCCUUGUGAGAUUGGAGAUAUACCAACUCUUGAGUUGAUUGAGGUAGGCCCGGUAAGGCAAAUUGUUGCUGAUUCUGCACUAAGAAUCCAAGAAGAACAACGAAGCCUGGGAAACGAUCUCCUUCAAGUUCGUAUCCGAUUCUAGCUAGCUACGUAAGAGAAGAACAAUAAUAAUAUUAACAUCUUAAUGACUUGUAUGUGUAUUUCCAUUAAUGCU